AUGACAAUUUUAUUUAAUUACCAAAACAACGAAAUAGUUUCUUCACCAACCGUCAUAGUCAGUGGGUCAACUUCAUUGAGACUACUGAGAGGCGUCAUCGGGUUCACCAAUAAUGAUAAUAAAGUAUUCCCACCACAAUACUUUGAGGUAAACAACGGUCAAUUUAAAGCAAUUCUACACGUUUCUCCUGGUUUGCCAAAUAGUUUUAAAGCUGAAAUUUAUGACAAUGCAUUGAUAAAUUCAUUUGGAUUCCCUGAUUAUAAUGGCAAACCGCAUGUUGUUGAUUCUGGAUUUUUGAAAUUAUGUUUCAAUCCACUACCACAAAAUAAACCUGUUUAUUUAUGUUUAAUAAGGGGCAAGGAUUCAAGAAACGUUUACGAUAUGCCUGGAUAUAGACUAGCUAGAGGAGAGAGACCUACUUUGGAAAAUGCCAUCAAAAAGUUAAAAGUUUCUGGAAGAUUAAUGCAAGCUUAUUAUCAAGAUGAAAUGAGAACUGCAGGCUUUAGUAACCGGUCAAUCCAAUUUGUAGAGGAAACUGUACUGGACCAAAGUAUUUUUGGGUAUAAUGUAAAUUCACCAACCCCUCAUCAAGAAAUUAAAGUCUUUGUUUUAACAAGCCCCAAAUCAGUUAAAGAAUUACGAUCUCCAGAUUUGGCACAACAAAAUCCAAAUGCAAAAGAUUCUGGUGGGUUAUUCAGUCAUGCAAUAGAUCUUAUUAAAAGUACACCCGAGAUUUUUAAUUCUAGAAAUGAUACUGCUGUUCAAUGUGUGGUGAUGUAUUUGGAUUCGACUUAUGACAAAAAAAGAGAUUUGAUUUUGACUCACGCAGCAUUAGGGGGUGGUACGAAUGAUGUCAAAUUAGGUAUUUUUGGAUCUCAUGGUUUACAUUCUUUUCCACAAAACUUUCCAUUAGUUACCCCAUCAUUCCUUGAUGAUACACCAUUAUCUAAACUGGAGGUAGCAAAUGAUGCGGGCCAAUGUUCAACAAGUUACGAAUGUCUCAACAUAUGUUUUGGAGCAUGGAUUCAUGAAGCUUCUCAUUCGUUCGGUUGUCCUCAUCAGGUUGAUGGAGUCAUGUUAAGAGAUUAUGUUGUAUUAAACAGAUCAUUUAUGACUAGGGAAUUGAGAAAUGAAAGAACUCAUUCUUCAGGUGAAAUUAUAGGUACUAAUGGAAGAUGGAGUUCUGUUUGCCAUUUCAACAUAUUAGAUUUGAUUAGAUUUUUGUAUCACGAUUCAUUUUCCUUGCCUAUAGAUAAUUUUGGUAAAAGUUUUUCUACAACUAAAAGACCAGAUCAUCUGUAUGAAUUUUUCACAGCUCCGAGCCUGUAUCCUUUAACCAACUCCUCCGUCACAAAAUCUGAUAAUGGAAUUUUCUUAUUGGAGAUAGUUGAUGGUGAUUUGGCUAGGUAUCAUCAAGCAUAUUUACCCCAUAUGUAUGGUGGAGUUGGUUUACAAACUCAAAUUGAAAUUAACUAUCAGGAAUAUCUAAACAAAUUACGAAGUAAGAAGAGAGAUGCGAAUGAUGCAUACAAAGUGAGAGUUUUAUCAUUAGGAGGCGAUUUAUUCAUAGACAACUUCAAAGCUCAUAGUUCACAACAGCAUAAAGACAUGAUUGAGAGUGAUUUUGGACUUGGAAAGGGGAAACUUAAAGGGGCUAAAAGUUUGUUAUUGGGGAAAGCUAAUGGUCAAAUACAUUAUGUUAAUUUCAAUAUAAAAUCAAUUUUUAAGGUAAGUAUAUAUUCAGGUAACGCUUUGAAUGGAUUUAGGUUUCAUUUUAAUGCUGAUAAUACGUCAAAAACUCCCGGCGUACCAGAAAGAAAUUACUUGAAAAAAUUCUUUAAUAAUAAACCAAACGCAGGCCCACCGGUGAUUGAUUCUAGUGGGUUCAAAGAACUGGUAAAGGCAAACGUAUUAGUUGGAAGAGACAAUGCCGGAUCUACUGAUUUUGUAUUGGAAAAAGACGAAUAUAUUAUCAAAUUCAAUAUUAGAAACGGGGCUUGGAUUGAUGCUAUUCAGUUUGUAACCAAUAAGAGAGUCUCUCCCAUGUUUGGAAAUGCAAAAGGAGGUCAUUUAUCUGUUCUAGAGUCUCCGACAAGUAAUAACGAGAUUGUUGGUAUGUAUUUUUACAUGGGUGAUUGGUUAGAUGGAUUAGGCAUCAUUUAUACAAUUUAA
Lodderomyces pseudojiufengensis is the source of this 2172-nucleotide messenger RNA. RefSeq names its product putative metalloendopeptidase. Gene Ontology annotation, cellular component: cytoplasm. NCBI's taxonomy places the organism in Eukaryota, Fungi, Ascomycota, Pichiomycetes, Serinales, Debaryomycetaceae. The transcript has a single exon. The record is from RefSeq and is a predicted model, not a curated record. Bases 1 to 2172 code for a protein of 723 amino acids.